Messenger RNA from Gossypium raimondii (Peruvian cotton), 1847 nucleotides. Its product is annotated as DNA-binding protein RHL1. The coding region runs from base 168 to 1475 and encodes 435 amino acids. NCBI's taxonomy places the organism in Eukaryota, Viridiplantae, Streptophyta, Magnoliopsida, Malvales, Malvaceae. Gene Ontology annotation, biological process: DNA endoreduplication. The transcript is spliced from 12 exons. The record is from RefSeq and is a predicted model, not a curated record. Gene Ontology annotation, molecular function: DNA binding.
AAAACAAAAGGCAACGAGUAAGCAAGAGAAAAGCCUGAAAAAAAGGCAGCAAAAAAACCAAUCGGAUUUUCCCGCCUUACCCGCAAAUUGUAGCGGCAACGAUUAUCACUGAAACCACACUGUUUUCCAUUUCCAGAUCUCGAUCAAUCGAUCCCAAAUUUAAAAAAAUGGUGAAAGCUUCAUCUUCAAAGAAACCACCCAUUGCUGAAACCCCAGAAGCCACUGAGCGUAGAAGACUGAAGAAAUUAGCUUUGAAGAACAACUUACUUUCCGACACACCGGCCGCCCCUAAAUCUUACGUUCCUCUUAGCCCAUCCAAACAAGUAAUCAAACACCAUGGCAGAGAUAUUCUCAGGAAAUCUCAAAGGAAAAACCGUUUCCUCUUCUCUUUCCCCGGUCUUCUUGCUCCUAUUUCUGGUGGCAAGAUUGGUGAGCUCAAGAAUUUGGGAUCAAAAAACCCUAUACUCUACCUUGAUUUUCCUCAGGGUCAAAUGAAGUUGUUUGGGACCAUUGUGUAUCCGAAGAAUAGGUAUUUGAGUUUGCUGUUCUCUCGUGGUGGAAAGAACGUUAUGUGCGAUGAUUACUUUGACAACAUGAUUGUAUUCUCUGAUGCAUGGUGGAUUGGAAAAAAAGAUGAGAACCCAGAUGAAGUGCGACUUGAUUUUCCAAAGGAACUGUUUGAGGGAGAGCAGAUGGAAUAUGACUUUAAAGGUGGUGCUGGGGUGACAUCUAUUAACAAGCAAGGCAUUCCAAGAACAGAAAUGAAACAGGCUGAUACGGAGUCCCUCGAUACUGAGUCUGAAGAUGCUUUAUCAGAUGAUGAAACCAGCUUGAAAGUAAAGAUGGAAGCGACACCAACUCGGCACUCUGCAAGAAAUGCUGGAAAAAGAUUCAAAUUUGCUGAGGCUUCUUCCGAGGAAGACACUGUCAGAAGUGAUGCUGAACCAUCGGAUGAAGAAGAAAAGAAAGUUGGCCUGAAACUUGAUUUCAGCGACAAUGAUAUCGUUGCAAAACCUAUUACUUCUGCCCCUGUGGUCCUUGGUUCUGAUGAUUCAGAAGAUAAUCAGGUCUCCAAACAAAUUCAAACUAACCUAAUUCCAGUGACCAAGUUUAAAAAAACAACCCAGACAACCGUUACAGUGCCUAAAUCUAAGGAAAAUUCAAACACAAGUCAUGGUUCACUUGUUCAAGCUACCAUAUCUACAUUGUUUAAGAAAGCAGAAGAAAAGGGACCAAGAAGUUCAGAUAAAUCUUCUCCCUCAAAAGUUUCUGGCAAGAAGUCGCAGUGUAAGAAUUCAGAAAAGAAGGUUGGUCAGAAUGAUGGAUCUAGUAAAAAGGGAAAAGUAAUUAAAGGAAGAACCAGUGGAGCAGGAACCAAAAGAAAGAAGGAAGAAUCUGAGGUCGAAGAUGACAUUGAAGAAAUCUCUAGCACAUCACAGGAUACUAAUGGAAGUGAUGAAGAUUGGACAACAUAAAAUUAUAUUACCACUAUGGUAAAUAUAAGGAAUAACAAAAGCAAAAUCAAGCAAGACACUUACUGAAGUGAUUAAGGAACAACAAUGAGAAAAAUCGACAAACUAUGACAAUGACGGUAUGUUUUCUGAGGGGAUCAGAUUUUCAAUUGAUAUGUAAAAUUAGUCAGUUAUGUUAGAAGUUUAGAUUUUUACAUUGAGUACAUUUGUCAUUAGUCCUUCACUUGGUUGCUUAUAUCAAAUAGAAAAAAGGGUAGCCUUUAGGAGAAACAUAAUAGUAACUUAUCAUGUUAAAUUAUGUUACUUCUGUCAAUCAACUUGAACUCAGGAUAGCUAUUUCUCGAAUCUUAGUAAAAGGCUGAACUUAAUAUCUCA